Messenger RNA from Drosophila suzukii, 2777 nucleotides. RefSeq names its product minichromosome maintenance 6 (gene Mcm6). Gene Ontology annotation, cellular component: MCM complex; nucleus. Lineage: Eukaryota; Metazoa; Arthropoda; Insecta; Diptera; Drosophilidae. Gene Ontology annotation, biological process: DNA replication initiation; mitotic DNA replication; double-strand break repair via break-induced replication. The record is from RefSeq and is a predicted model, not a curated record. Gene Ontology annotation, molecular function: single-stranded DNA binding; ATP binding; single-stranded 3'-5' DNA helicase activity.
CUGUCAGAAAAAGGCGCCAAAAAUUUGCGAAGCACGCAGCUGUAAACAUUAGCAAAACCGAGACGAAAUUUAGCGCGUUAACUAGCGUUGCGUUUAUUUACCAGUUCCAAUCGAACAGUGACCCAAAAUGGAUGUAGCGGAUGCUCAGGUCGGCCAGCUGCGCGUCAAGGACGAGGUGGGCAUUCGGGCCCAGAAGCUCUUCCAGGAUUUCCUCGAGGAGUUCAAGGAGGACGGUGAGAUCAAGUACACGCGUCCGGCGGCCAGCCUGGAGUCCCCGGAUCGCUGCACCCUGGAGGUCAGCUUCGAGGAUGUGGAGAAGUACGACCAGAACCUGGCCACCGCCAUCAUCGAGGAGUACUACCACAUCUAUCCGUUCCUCUGCCAAUCCGUUUCGAACUACGUGAAGGACCGGAUUGGGCUGAAGACCCAGAAGGAUUGCUAUGUGGCCUUCACAGAGGUGCCCACGCGGCACAAGGUGCGCGAUCUGACCACCUCCAAGAUCGGCACUCUCAUCCGCAUAUCCGGCCAGGUGGUGCGCACCCAUCCCGUCCAUCCGGAGCUAGUUUCCGGGGUGUUCAUGUGCCUGGACUGCCAGACGGAGAUCCGGAAUGUGGAGCAGCAGUUCAAGUUCACCAAUCCCACCAUUUGCCGCAAUCCCGUGUGCUCCAAUCGCCGGCGCUUCAUGCUGGAUGUGGAGAAGAGUCUGUUCCUGGACUUCCAGAAGAUUCGCAUCCAGGAAACGCAGGCGGAGCUGCCUCGCGGUUGUAUUCCCCGCGCAGUGGAGAUCAUUUUGCGUUCGGAGCUGGUGGAAACCGUUCAGGCUGGCGAUCGCUAUGACUUCACGGGUACUCUGAUCGUGGUACCUGAUGUAAGUGUCCUCGGAGGAGUGGGAACUCGGACGGAGACCAGUUCCCGGCACAAGCCAGGCGAGGGAAUGGAGGGAGUGACUGGGCUAAAGGCGCUGGGCAUGCGGGAGCUCACCUACAGGAUGGCCUUCCUCGCUUGCAGCGUUCAGGCCACGACAGCCCGCUUUGGUGGCACCGAUCUGCCCAUGUCGGAGGUCACGGCGGAGGAUAUGAAGAAGCAAAUGACGGACGCCGAGUGGCACAAGAUCUACGAGAUGUCCAAGGACCGCAAUCUCUACCAGAACCUGAUCAGCAGCCUGUUCCCCUCGAUCUAUGGCAAUGAUGAGGUCAAGCGGGGUAUUCUCCUCCAGCAAUUUGGCGGCGUUGCCAAGACCACCACCGAAAAGACUUCGCUGCGUGGUGACAUCAAUGUUUGCAUCGUGGGCGAUCCCAGCACGGCCAAGUCACAGUUCCUCAAGCAGGUCUCCGACUUCUCGCCUAGAGCCAUCUACACGUCGGGAAAGGCUUCCUCGGCGGCGGGUUUAACGGCAGCUGUCGUGCGCGAUGAGGAGUCCUUUGACUUCGUCAUCGAGGCGGGAGCCCUCAUGUUGGCGGACAAUGGCAUUUGCUGCAUCGACGAGUUCGACAAGAUGGACCAGCGCGAUCAGGUGGCCAUCCACGAGGCCAUGGAGCAGCAGACCAUCUCGAUAGCUCGCGCUGGAGUCCGAGCUACUCUAAAUGCGCGCACCUCCAUUCUGGCCGCCGCCAAUCCCAUCAACGGACGCUACGAUCGUUCCAAGAGUCUGCAGCAGAAUAUCCAGCUGUCCGCACCCAUUAUGUCGCGUUUCGAUCUGUUCUUCAUCCUCGUGGACGAAUGCAACGAGGUGGUGGACUAUGCCAUUGCCCGCAAGAUCGUCGAUUUGCACUCGAACAUCGAGGAGUCGGUGGAGCGGGCCUAUACCCGCGAAGAGGUCCUCCGCUAUGUGACUUUUGCGCGGCAAUUUAAGCCGGUGAUUGGCCAGGAGGCCGGCAAGAUGCUGGUGGAGAACUACGGACAUCUGCGGCAGCGCGACACGGGCACCUCGGGUAGGAGCACCUGGAGGAUCACGGUGCGUCAGCUUGAGUCCAUGAUUCGUCUGAGCGAGGCCAUGGCCAAGCUGGAGUGCUCCAAUCGCGUGCUUGAGCGCCACGUCAAGGAGGCCUUCCGCUUGCUGAACAAGUCCAUCAUUCGGGUGGAGCAACCGGACAUUCAUCUGGACGACGACGAGGGUCUGGAUGUGGACGAUGGCAUCCAGCACGACAUUGACAUGGAGAACAACGGAGCGGCGGCCAAUAUUGAUGAGAGCAUGGACAACUCCGGCAGCGCCGCUGUGCAAAAGAAGAAGUUCACGCUGUCCUUCGAGGACUACAAGAAUCUUUCCACCAUGCUGGUGCUGCACAUGCGCGGCGAGGAGGCGCGCUGCGAGGUGGAGGGCAGCGAUACGGGCAUCAAGCGCAGCGAUGUGGUCACCUGGUAUCUGGAGCAGGUGGCCGAGCAGAUCGAGUCCGAGGAUGAGCUGAUCUCGCGCAAGAACCUCAUCGAGAAGCUGAUCGAUCGGCUCAUCUACCACGACCAGGUCAUUAUUCCGCUCAAGACCUCCCAGCUGAAGCCGAUGAUCAAGGGACAGAGCACGGAGGAUGAGCAAACGGAGGACGAUCCCCUGCUGGUGGUGCACCCCAACUACAUUGUGGAGUGAUCAAGGCCGGACAGCAGUUUUUUACACCCUAAUCUACCUAGUUAAGUUUCUGUUUCCACAACCUUGAUUUUUUUGCUCACCUAAUCACUGUAUUUAGCUGUAAGUCUAGAGUUUAAAGCGCAUUAAGGAUUCGUAGACCCCUUAGCGGUCAAAUCAUUCAUGUUUUCGCCAAAAUAAACGUUCAUCUCAAGUUUAA